Molecule: messenger RNA, 909 nt
Organism: Raphanus sativus (radish)
Lineage: Eukaryota; Viridiplantae; Streptophyta; Magnoliopsida; Brassicales; Brassicaceae
Exons: 4
Coding region: 53-766 (237 amino acids)
Source: RefSeq, a predicted model, not a curated record
GAAUCCUCAGAACUCAGAAGCUUAGAUCAAACACUCUCUUUCGACGACGGCGAUGAAAGUAGCGGAGAAGAUUGUUCUCCUCUGGAAGGACUCCGAUGGAUUCGCGGCGACCAUCGCCGAUGCUUUGAACCCUAAUCCAACCUCCUCUCUUCGUAAACUGGAAGAGCAGAUCCAGCUUCCGUUGGUUAAUUACGGCGUCGAAGACGGCGGGAGCGUCGUUCACUUCGUAGAUGAAGACGGAGCUUACCAGGUCUCUGUUUUUCUGUUGCGAAGCUAUGAACCUCCUGCACUAGUGUGUGCAAUGAACGAACUGCUUGACAUGAUUACAAGGGAAGCAGCAUCGACUAUUGUGGCUCCUUUCUUUGUGCCGGCAUCUAAGCUUAAGUUCAAUAACAAGUCCCUUGAAGCAAGCAGCAGAAAAGUAGCUAGUCUUCGUUACUUUCAUGUUGGUCCAGAAACAGAGGCCGCCAGGCUGUUUGCUACUCGCGUGGAGAAACCGCCGCCGUUGAUGCAGAUCCAUCAUGAGCCUUUGUCGUGCUUGCUUCAUCUAGCUCGUGUCAAAUGCUUGCCUACAUCUAUUCUCAUAGGGCAGAGAAGUAGUGGCGUAUCUCAUAAAGCACUAAACGAAGAGCUUCAGGUGAUCCAUGAAACAGGGGAGCUUGUGGCUAGUUGGACCGGAUUGACUUUUGAAAGAGACGGGAUCAAGUGGAACGCAUCAAAGACAUCAAAAGAAGAAGAAAGUCCAUGGCGAGCUCUUUACGGUUAAUCUUCUCAGGUCAGGUCUUUUUUUCUCAUGGCCCAACACUGUUGCUAUAGUAUGGGCUUGGAUCUUUGCACGUUAUUUCCCAUAUUGUUGUAGCUCUUUGUUAAGACUUUUUUGCUCAGCUGAAUCAAAAAAACAUGUCACUA